Messenger RNA from Pteronotus mesoamericanus, 1992 nucleotides. RefSeq names its product calpain 8 (gene CAPN8). Lineage: Eukaryota; Metazoa; Chordata; Mammalia; Chiroptera; Mormoopidae. Gene Ontology annotation, biological process: proteolysis. Gene Ontology annotation, cellular component: cytoplasm. Gene Ontology annotation, molecular function: calcium-dependent cysteine-type endopeptidase activity; calcium ion binding. The coding region runs from base 1 to 1992 and encodes 663 amino acids. The record is from RefSeq and is a predicted model, not a curated record. The transcript is spliced from 19 exons.
AUGGCAUCCCCGGCAGCCCGAGUCUGUGAGCAGCGGGCGGCCGCUCAAGGCCUUGGCUCCAGCCAGGAGGCCGUCAGAUACCGGGGCCAGGACUUUGAGACCCUCAGGCAGCAGUGCUUGGACUCAGGGGUCCUCUUUAAGGACCCAGAGUUCCCAGCGUGCCCAUCGGCCUUGGGUUACAAGGAUCUGGGACCCGGCUCCCCGCAAACGCAAGGCAUUGUCUGGAAGCGGCCCCCGGAAUUGUGUCCCAGCCCCCAGUUUAUCGUUGGUGGAGCCACACGCACAGACAUUUGUCAGGGGGGUCUCGGGGACUGCUGGCUUCUGGCGGCCAUCGCCUCCUUGACCUUGAAGGAAGAGCUGCUUUACCGGGUGGUGCCCAGGGACCAGAGCUUCCAGAGGGACUACGCGGGGAUCUUUCAUUUCCAGUUCUGGCAGUACGGCGAGUGGGUGGACGUGGUGGUGGACGACAGGCUGCCCACCAAGGAUGGGAGGCUGCUCUUCCUGCACUCGGAAGAAGGCAGCGAGUUCUGGAGCGCGCUGCUGGAGAAGGCCUACGCCAAGCUCAACGGUUCUUACGAGGCUCUCGCCGGGGGCUCCACAGUGGAGGGGUUUGAAGAUUUCACGGGGGGCAUCUCUGAGUUCUUUGACCUGAAGACGCCGCCAGCCAGCCUGUAUCCGACCAUCCGGAAGGCGCUCCGCAUGGGGUCGCUGCUGGCCUGCUCCAUCGACGUCUCCAGCGCAGCUGAAACAGAAGUCAUCACCAGCCAGAAGCUGGUCAAGAGUCACGCGUACUCUGUCACGGGAGUCGAGGAGGUGGACUUCUGUGGGCGUCCAGAGAAGCUGAUCAGACUCAGGAAUCCGUGGGGCGCGGUGGAGUGGACAGGAGCCUGGAGCGACAACGCCCCAGAGUGGAAUCACAUAGACCCCAGGCAGAAAGAAGAGCUGGACAGACAGGUGGAGGACGGCGAAUUCUGGAUGUCUUUUUCGGAUUUUCUGAGGCAAUUCUCUCGCCUGGAGAUCUGCAACCUGUCCCCGGACUCCCUGAGCAGCGAGGAGGUUCACAAGUGGAACCUGGUCCUGUUCAACGGCCGCUGGACACGGGGCUCCACCGCUGGCGGCUGCCAGAACUACCCAGCCACUUACUGGACGAACCCCCAGUUCAAAAUCCGUUUGGACGAGGUGGGUGAGCACCCGCAGGAAGGCUCGGGUGAACCCUGCUGCACGGUGCUGCUGGGCCUGAUGCAGAAGAAUCGCAGGCGACAGAAGAGGAUGGGACGGGGCCUGCUGAGCAUCGGCUACGCUGUCUACAAGGUCCCCAAAGAGCUGGAGAGUCACACAGGCUUCUUCCUGGGCCACCAGCCUUUGGCCUGUUCCAGCGCCUACAUCAACUGGCGGGAGGUCCCCGCCCGGGCCCGGCUUCCCCUGGGGGAGUACCUGGUGGGGCCGUCCACCUUCGAGCCCUCCCAGGAUGGCGACUUCUGUCCAAGGGUGUUCUCGGAGAAGAAGGCGGGGGCCCUGUGGAUUGGGGACGUGGCAGCUGGAAGCCCACACGAGCCGCGUCCCAGCGAAGUAGAUCGCGACGAAGGCCAGCCCCACGGCCGGUUUGAGAAGCUUGCAGGGAAGAGCAACGGGACGGGCACCCUGGAACUUGCGGAAUUCAAGACGCUGUGGCUGAAGAUUCAGAAAUACCUGGAGAUCUAUCUGGAAACGGAUGACAACGACUCGGGGACCAUUGAUGCCCAGGAGAUGAGGACAGCCCUCAAGAAGGCAGGCUUCACGCUCAACAACCAGGCGCAGCAGGCCAUCGCUACGCGGGCCGCGUGCAGCAAGCUCAGCGUCGACUUUGAUGGCUUUGUCACCUGUAUGAUCCACGUGGAGACCCUCUUCAAACUCUUCAAGCUUCUGGACAAGGACCGGAAUGGCAUUGUGUCGCUCUCUCUGGCUGAAGCUGUGCUGUGUGUUGGCCUGAGCCAGGGCUGUGGACUUCGGUGA